ACCCAACAUUAUAACAACAAGAAGAAGAAGCAUGCUACUGACGAUUUUCUGAGUGGGGUCGGUCAUGCAUGCCGAGGACGGAGACAAGUAAGACCUGGAUAGAUGUAUUGUAUAGUCAUCAUGGAGAAAUUGAAAUAUUUCCUCAGACAGAGAGGGCUGAAGGAAGACAUAAUCCAGAAAAUGGUUGAAGAUAAGGUUGAUGUGGAAAUAAUCCCAUUGCUUGAUGAUAAGAAACAUCCCAGUACAUCCCAGCAUAUGGAGACCGGGUAGCAGUGGUAACAUUUUGCAAGUGUGAAUCAGGGCCAUCAUACUCUACUAGUUCACCAAAAGCAGCAAAGCCAUCAAUGGUAGACAGAUUAAAAAUUAAGAUCAAGAAAUCUCAGAAGAAAAAUAUUGGUAACAGGAAUGCAGAAAAAGAGGAAAGGAGGGUGGAGAUAGGGUGGAAAGACUUUGAUGUGGCCAGUAUGGAGUACAAGCAGAUUCGAACAUCUAAGGGUGGCGGAACGAGGCAUCUAAAGUUGGGGGAAAAUGCAACAGCUGGCGAUGUCAUCAAGGAGGGGAGGAGACUUUUCUUUCCAGAUAAUAUGUCAUUCAGAGGUCAUGUGGAUGAUUUCUAUUUCCAUGUGGAAGAUUUUCGAGGAAAGCUAUUUUCCGAGGGUAAUGUAGAAGAUCUGUACCUAGAGACAGAAGUAAAAAUGUUGCGGAUAUAUAUUUGCUCAAAGAAGAAGGGAAAGAGUCAAAAGACAUCCAAUGACACUGACGAAGACAUCUCAUUCUAUCCUGAUGAGGCAGAUGAGGACUUGGAUGAAACAUUACCAAUGAUUCCGUUGACUCCGGAAACGGGUAUUAGCCAUACUGCCAUUGAGUCAGUAAUUGAUCUAACCCUCUUUGAAUUAGUACCACAACCAGAACAGGAGCAGGAAAUGGAGUCCGAUCAUGAGCAACCGAGCACUAGCAAUGCUCCACCCUCAAGAACUGAAGGUCUUGCUAUUGAGGAACCACUACUAACACAAGGUCUACAAAUUCUGGGAGAAGAGUUGGAAAAGCGUUCAUUGGUAAAGCUGCACAGAUGCAUGGUUAUAACUGAACUCCUGUGUAUUUUCAAAGCACCUGAUAUGAUGACAUCCCCUCUAAAAUUCGAGUUUGUGGACGAACUUGGAAUUGAUGCAGAAGGAGUGUCGAGAGAUGUUUACACAAUCUUUUGGAAACAAUUUUUUGAAAUGUAUGCUGAUGGGGAAGAUUUCAGAGUUCCAGGUUUGUGCCCAGAACUAGGGCCAGAAGAGUGGAAAGCCGUUGGAAGAAUCCUUGUGAAAGGAUUCAUAGACCACAAAAUUUUCCCUCUUAGAAUGGCACCAGCUUUCGUCAUUGGCAUGCUAUUUGGUGAAGAUGCAGUCCUGCCUGACACUUUGAUGGAGUCUUUCAAGCUUUACCUUAAUGAUGGAGAUCGAGCUUGUGUUCAGUCUGCACUGUCUGGAAACACAACAGAGGAAGAGCAUGAAGCACUCGUUGACCUCCUUGACCGAGAAGGUGGGCAUACCAUACCAAAAGAAGGGGAAUCGUUAGCACUUAUGUUCCAGUUGGCGCACAAGGUCAUCAUCCAGAACGGGAGCUAUGCGAUGCAGUGUAUGAGGGAAGUUGUGACUCCUCAGUUGUUAAGCAAGCUUCCAACCCCCUCGGUAGUUCUCAGCAUAUACCAAGAGCUCCAACCUACAACAAAGAAAGUCUGUGAGAUCUUUUCAGCUAUUCCAUCCAACCAGGAAGAGUCAAACUCGGUGCGUUUCCUCAUGCAGUACAUUAAGGGGCAAGACAAGAAAGGAUUGAAAAAAAUUAAUGCAUUUUCUGACAGGAUCUGAAGUGAUGAGCGUUUCCAAAAUAAUGGUUCAAUUCACGUCUCUAGAAGGUGCAGGCAGGCGACCAGUGGCACAUACAUGUGGGCCUACUCUUGAACUUCCAAGUACCUAUGGAAGUUACCGGGAAUUUCGCCAAGAGUGGGAUUGUGUAUUAGCAUCAGGAUAUAUGAACUUUGAUUUUGGUUAAUGGCUACUGGUUACUCGUACAUUUCCUCCAGGGUACUGCACAGUUUCAAGUUUAAUCUUGAAUUUUGUUGCUUUAUAUCUUAAAUUAAUGCGGGAAACUGUCAAAUAUCGGUGUAUUGGCUUUGAGAAACAUGAAGGCUUACCCAAGUUCAAAGUUGACUUCCCGUACGCAGCAUACAUCAUUAAUUAAAUAUGCAGCAUAAACAUAACACUACCUGACUACAUUUUGCAGAAAACCCUUUAUUUUUGUCCUUUAUUAAACUUCCUCAGAACAACUCAUUGCUUUAUGAAGAUGAAAGUAGGCUGUCUUCUCUAAUUGUUUACAUUUAUUAAUUAGCUUGAAAUUUGUAGGUGUGAGACAUAUGGCAGUGAUAGCAAUUGUGCAUAUUUGCAAAGGUUUAGUAUUAAACAUCUUCAUGCUUCAGAUAUGGUGUUGAAACACCAAAAAAUUAUAUUGAAUGAAUUAAUAUGCAGAAAUCAAUCUGGUAUUUAUACAUACAAUGUAGUGUAUCACAAAAGUGUACUCUCAGAAAAUGGCUUCCCAAGUAACUUUGGUACCAAAUGUAUAAACGUAUUUCACCAUUUCAGAUAAAUUUGGGUGUGCGUGAUUCAGUGAUGAUCUCAUUUUGCCCUUACAUUCACUCUUUGGUGGGCAUAGACGAUUUUUGUGAAAGGUGAACAAAUCUUCUGUGUCACUUUUGGAAAAUCUGUUUACUAACAUUACCAUAGAGACAACCACUUCCCGCUGCAUUUUUUUUCUUGCUCCGAAUAUGCUUUGAUUGGAUGAAUAUAGAUGUAUGUACAUUAUUCAAUUUUCCUUUUAAUAAUGAGCUCAAAUUUAUCAAAAUGGUAUUUGACAUCAGAAAGAGACAAAAUUGAAAACCAAUCCAAAGAAAGAAGUAUGUGCAGCAAUAAAGCCCCAAUUUAAAAUAGGUAGAUUUUAUGUCGAUUCACUCUUAA
Messenger RNA from Lytechinus pictus (painted urchin), 2996 nucleotides. RefSeq lists its product as uncharacterized. The transcript is spliced from 3 exons. The record is from RefSeq and is a predicted model, not a curated record. Gene Ontology annotation, molecular function: ubiquitin-protein transferase activity. The coding region runs from base 345 to 1853 and encodes 502 amino acids. Lineage: Eukaryota; Metazoa; Echinodermata; Echinoidea; Temnopleuroida; Toxopneustidae.